AUGAGGAAUUUUGCAGCUCCGCGGGACUGGGAGUUGGGCGGCCUCGACUUCACACCUACCACCCUGGAUCACUAUUGCUCGCCGGGUGUGACUUUGAUGUCGCCAGAGUGUGGCUCCGGUGAGGUCGACAAGGCUCCGAAGCUGUUGAUCUACUGGUUCAUGCCACGUGUUGCUACGUGACAGCUGGCAAUGGCAGCCAGCCGCCAGAAACAUCCGUACUGAGCCAAGAACCCCCGCUCUGCAAGCCUGGUUGCUCGUCAGCUCGUCUAGACACAAUGCAGUUGCACCAGAGCUCGCAGCGUCUAUUAAAAGACACCACGAGCGUCCUCGGCCCUCUCGGCAAGCCAUCACGGUAGUUUACCUUGCUCUCAGCGUUGCAUUCUCAACACCAGCUCCAACGCCGGGGCAGAAAACGCUUCGUGAUAGUGGAACAGGUCGAGAUGUUUGAGCAUCCAAGAGUGGCCACCUAAUUACCCGGAACUCCUCACCAACAUGGUAGCCGAGCCGGCCAAUGCGAGGGCGGAUGCCCGUCCAGCCGGGC
This is a messenger RNA of Gaeumannomyces tritici R3-111a-1, 541 nucleotides long. RefSeq lists its product as hypothetical. The record is from RefSeq and is a predicted model, not a curated record. The coding region runs from base 1 to 180 and encodes 59 amino acids. NCBI's taxonomy places the organism in Eukaryota, Fungi, Ascomycota, Sordariomycetes, Magnaporthales, Magnaporthaceae. The transcript is spliced from 2 exons.